AUGAGAUUUUUUUCAUGGCCAACCGCAGUGGUUCUCAUCUGUGGGAUAGUAUUCAUUUGGUUUUUCGCAGGAACAAUUGUACUCUCGCUACUUCCUGUAUAUCUUUCUGAUAAAUCGAACUUUGAUCGUGUGCCUACACAUGUACAAUUAUUUGAAUUGAGAUAUGCCACCACUCUCACGGAUACGAAAGGUUAUACAAUAGGCGAUAUUCAUGCAUUGAAUGCUCAGCUUAACAAAGAAUUGCACGUAGGCACCCUCAAUGUUUUGGCGGUUAAACUCCCUUCUUUCACAGAUGCCAAACGAAAAAGACGAGCAAUAUCUGAUUGUGCAAGCCAACAGAAUUCAACAGGAGACGUUCUCAUAAUUCAGUUUACAUUAAGCAGUGAUAGAACGUGUGCUACUGCCAAAUGUCGAGCGACUCUUAUCGAGAAAGUCAAGACACAUAUUCAAACAAAAUUUCCGUCGUUAUCUUUACCAGUAACUCUAUCAAAUGGUACAUCAAUUUCGCUUCUACUGUCAUUGUGUUCAGUAUCAGCUAUUAGCACAAAUACGAAUUCGAAACUAACAUGUGUCGACGGAAUUAAGAAUCAAGAUGAAAGCGAUGCUGACUGUGGUGGGUUAGUGUGCGCAGCUCGGUGCGGUAUCAAUCAACAGUGUACAAAGAAUUCGGAUUGUGUGAAUAAUAAUUGUCAUCAAACACAGAAGACAUGUCAAGAACCAUCAUGUUCUGAUGGAAAUAAAAAUCAAGACGAAAGCGGUGUUGAUUGCGGUGGUUUGAUAUGCUCAGCUCGAUGUGGUUUGGGACAAUAUUGCAUUCGUAAUACCGAUUGCAGCAUUGGCAACUGUCAUCAAACAGAUGGAACUUGCCAAGUUCCAUCUUGCAAUGAUGGCAACAAAAAUCAAGAUGAAACUGGUAUCGACUGUGGCGGUUUAACAUGCGCAACUCGAUGUGGAGCGAAUCAAGCUUGUUUAUACAAUUCUGAUUGUUCAAAUAAAAAUUGCCAUAGCUUAUUUCAAAUAUGUCUCGCUGAAUCUUGUUGUGACGGAAAUCGGAAUCAAGAUGAAACUGAUCUUGAUUGUGGCGGUUCAAUGUGUCGAGGCCGAUGUAGUAUCAACCAACAAUGUACCAAGAAUUCUGAUUGCGCUAAUAAUAAUUGUCACCAAACGCAAAAGGCAUGCGAAGCACCUUCUUGUACAGAUGGAAAUCAAAAUCAAGACGAAAGUGGUGUUGAUUGUGGUGGUCUGACAUGUCCUGCUCGGUGUGAUUUGGGCCAGCAUUGCACUCAUAACGCUGAUUGUAGUAAUGUUCCAUCUUGCGAUGACGGAAACAAAAAUCAAGACGAAAUGGGUAUUGAUUGUGGUGGUUCAAUAUGUACAGCUCGAUGUAAUUUAAAUGAAGUCUGUUCAAACAACUCUGAUUGCUCAAGUAGAAAUUGCUAUACUUUAUUUAAAAUAUGUCUAGCUCAAUCGUGUUGUGACGGAAAUCAAAACCAAGAUGAAACUGAUGUGGACUGUGGUGGUUCGAUCUGUGGCGCUCGAUGUAGUUUAAAUCAAGUUUGUUCCAGAAAUUCUGAUUGUUUCAAUAAGAAUUGUCAUCAAACAAAUAAAACCUGCCUAGCACCUUCCUGUUCAGAUGGAAAUCAAAAUCAAGACGAAAGUGGUGUUGAUUGUGGUGGUCUGACAUGUCCUGCUCGAUGUGAUUUGGGCCAGCAUUGCACUCAUAACGCUGAUUGUAGUAAUGGUAACUGUCAUCAAACAAAAAAAACUUGUCAAGGUAUAUUUAUGAGAAAAGUUUGA
Messenger RNA from Adineta ricciae, 1797 nucleotides. The record is from the annotation of a GenBank genome assembly. NCBI's taxonomy places the organism in Eukaryota, Metazoa, Rotifera, Eurotatoria, Adinetida, Adinetidae.